CUUUCCAUCAAAUUUGUUAACUAUAUAAUUCGAAACCCGUGAAGUCUCUUUUAUCCAUCUUCAAUCUUCUUUAUUUCCUUAAAAAUCCCCAAAUCUUCACGUUUCUUUCUCUUCUCAGUUCUCACGUAUCACGUUACUUUUCAAUCUGCAUUUUCUCUCUCCAUGGCUUCGGUUACAUGUUAUGCAGCUCCGGUCACGAUCCGAGCAUCUUCCGGAUCCGGAUCCACAAAAAACCCGGAUUCAAACCGCAAGAAAUCUGUUAAUUGGUGGGCUCCUCUCUUCGGUUUAUCCUCCAAUCCCGAUUACCUUAACAUUGAAAUCUCCUCCGUGAACCCGGAAUCGAAUCUGGGUAAAACCGAUAUCUCCGGGUCGGGUCAAGAUUCCGGUCAGAAGCUCCGUCGCGGUUGUCUCACGGAGGAGAAAGCUAGGCAGUUGAGGAAGAAAAUCGCAGAAGCUUCCACGUUCCACGAAGUUAUGUAUCAUUCCGCGAUUGCUUCUCGGCUUGCGUCUGAUAUCUCCUGCCGGGUCGAGGAUGAAUCAAGUUCGGGUUAGAUCUGGAGAUGAAUCACAAAUAUGUAAUUCGUCGAAUCGAAAAUGCGUUUCCCUUUCCUUUUUUUCUCCUUGUUCCUGUAGGGUGCAGACUAUCUUCUAUCGGUGCUCCUUUUUCAUUAAAACCGUUGGAUUGUGCAUGGUCUUUUGUAUUGUAAAGUCUCAGGAACCGUUGGAUCGUUAAUCAGUAAAUUCUUUUUUUUUUUAACUUGUUAA
Molecule: messenger RNA, 765 nt
Organism: Eutrema salsugineum
Lineage: Eukaryota; Viridiplantae; Streptophyta; Magnoliopsida; Brassicales; Brassicaceae
Exons: 1
Coding region: 163-552 (129 amino acids)
Source: RefSeq, a predicted model, not a curated record